UGUAAUAAAUCCAGUAUCCGCUGUUUUAGAUAUUUCUGCAGCUUGAAAAAUGGAAGUUAGUUAGACUAAAUGUUAGAUUGUAUGUUAAUAAGGUUUAUAUCUUACCUGAUAACAUUGUUUUUGCAAAACUAAAACCAUAAGCAGCCUUUAUAAUGUAGCAUAGUCAAUGAAAUUAACGGGAAAUGUCUAAUCAAAGGCAGAAUUGAUGCAGAUUAUUCAUCUGGAUGAAGGAUUAUUCUUUGUGCAUUAACGUUUGCAUGUUUAAUUGGAAGAAAAAAAUCAAGCCAUUCAUAAAACUUAAACUCAACGUGGAUGAACAACCAGGGUGAUUCAUAAUUGUCAGCAAUAGUGAAUUAAUACAACAACUAAACCUCCAAGAAAAUGUGGUUCUUCAUUGUCUUGAUAUGGAAACGAUCAGAAUUCACUUCUGUUGGUAGUAGAAAAUCUACAUCUAAGAAUCCAUUUAAUUGUUCUCGCAAAAAGAUUUUGCAAAAGCAAGAUACAAUUUCCCAUCGAUGUCAUCUGCCAGCAGAAAAAGUAACCAAAAACCAGAAUACCAAAGAUAGCCCUAAAAUGCUUUUCUUAGAUCAAAUGCUUUGUGUUCGCAAUGAAACCAGCUUUAUAAUUUGGCUGCGUUAUGUUUUGGGAAUUUCACCAUUACCAAAUAGUUGUUAUACGCUAUUAUUAGUGUUAACCUCUUCACAACAUUUUAUUAUUAUAUUUUUUGACUGUGUGAAUUUGAGGAUAUUUUUUAGAAAACUAGCAGUUUAUAAAGUUGUAGUUAUUUUCACCAUUUGGAGAUGUGUUUUUAGACAAUUUUUCUGUAUAUCAAAAUAUUUUACCUGUUUAAUACUAAGCAGCUUGAGAUUGUACUUUGUUGAUCAUAAGUUAUCUCGGUAUAAUCUAAGGAAAAAUUUAGCUCACAUAAAAUUACUCAAAAAGUUAAAAAAUGAAAGCAGUGAUUCAAAUUUUAUUAAACUAGCUGACUUAAAAACAACAGAAAAAAGAAAAUUCAAACUACAGUUACCUCAACAAAAACUAAUUGAAUACUUAAGUAAAUCUAUAGAGCAGGUGCAUUUUGAAAUAACCAAGCCUGAAACAUCAAAUACAAAAGACACUGACUCUUAUGAUAAAGGUAAAGAUUCUGGCUCACCAGAUAUGAUUCAAGCUUUAAAAUUAAGCAAUUACAGUAAAUUGUGGUGGUCAAGAAACACAACAUUAAAUUUGAUUGCAUAUCCCCUUCACAAUGUUUCAAGACAACCAUCAGAGAAUCCCUCACCGUCAACACCAGCCCAACAAAAUCCCCAGACACGGGACAUGCACAGGUUAAUGCACUUUGAAGUUUUCCGUCUUUGUUCUUUCAGUUAUUCACGUUUUCCACCAAAUGUGAACUUAUGGGUCACACUUUUGGCGCAGUCUGGUUUCUAUGUUGUCAACGACUCUGGCCGUGUACGUUGUUUCAGCUGCGGGUAUGAAUACGAGGAUUUUUUAAUUGGGUCACCUGUUGACAAUGCCCAUGGUCCCCAGUGUGAACGACAUACAUUUAACAGGCCUCUUCACGAAUGGAUCAGAGGUCUAGAUAGGGAUGUUUUAGAAAGCUACUAUCUGGUGUUUGGGAAUUUGAGACCAUAUGUAAGUGAUGACUCUGAAAAUCUGGAUCACCUGAACAGCAGCGCACAAGCUGUACUGCAUGAAGAUCCUACUCACCUAGAGUCGGGAUUCUCUGAGACAGAAGCAAGACAGAUGGGUGGUCCAUCGCUUGGAUCAGCUGACAGCCAGGAUCCUCAGAGUUAUCAGAGAGCGGCGGACGCAGUGGUUUACCAGGAGAGUCAAGAGCCACAACCCAGAGAGGUCCUGACUUCAGCAGCUCAGCAGCCGGUCACGCUAGAUCGGUCAGCUAAUGGUGCUUCAGCUGACCAGACGCAUCCUGACGCAGAGAGAGGAGCAACGGGUUACACAAACUUUGACCUCAGCUUAGCUUCGUACCCCCAGUUUGCUGGCACUUCGUCUAGGAGAUCAACAUUUUCUGGGUGGAACCCAGAACAUCCUCAGAAGCCUGAUGACCUUGUGGCAGGGGGAUUCUUCUAUGCAGGCUAUGCAGAUUGUGUUAGAUGCUUUUACUGUGGGCUUGGGCUUAAAUACUGGAGGCCUGAUGACAUUCCAGCCUAUCAGCAUGCAAGGUUCCGCCCCAAUUGUGUUUACAACAGAAUGUACAAAGGACAGGAAUACAUAGAUCGUGUGCAGCAGGACAAUCAACAGGAUGCUGGGAAUAAUGUAGAGCGCAAUCAAUCGCAAACAGCAAACCCAGCACCACAGCCAACCACCAAUCAACCCCCAAAUCCACCUCCAAAUGUAGCAGUAACCACAGAACAUGCCCAUUUAAGGCUUCCAGCUUCACAAGAAGCAUCUCGAGCUGGCUGGCGUUCAGAUCAAAUCAUUCCUGCUGUAACACAUAUUAUAGAUGAGCUAGGUAUUGAUGGUCAGAACUUGUCCUAUGAAAUACUGUUGGAUGUACUGGUACAGCUGUACUCUGCUAAUGAUGCCCCCAACUUGGGAAGUGAUCGGAGUGAAGGGAGUGUAGACAGCAAUCAUGGUGGACAGAGUAGUGACGGAGUGGUUGAUAGCUCGAUACCCACUCUCAGGUUCCCUCAGGAUGUCUCUGCAUCAGAAAAAUUGAGAACUUUAAAUGAUGGUGUUGAGGUUGCAGAUUCCGCAGAACCAGCUCCAGUUACAACGGCAGGACCAGCAACAGCAGCAACAACCACUUCAAGACACAAUGACCAAGAACAGUUUAGAGCAGUUGAAAAUGAACAUAACUAUCUGACCCAGCGCAGUUUGUGUGGUAUCUGUCACCAGAGACCACUACACUGUGUGUUCCUGCCAUGUGGGCAUGUCAUUGCAUGCCAGGAAUGUGCUGAAGCCGCUACUAAAUGUCCUAUUUGCAACAAGAAUGUCGCUGCUACUGCCAAUGUCUACCUGUCUUAAGCUUAGCUUAACUCAACAAUAAUUAUGGGCAUUUUACAAAAUGUACAUGUACAGAAUGUAAUAUUAAUGAUUAUUUGUUAUUCGACUAAACAUGCAUAUUGCCUACUUCAUUCUUUAUGAAUUGAUUAUGGAUGUAUGUGUAAGGUAUGUGUUAGUGUAUAACACACUAGUGUUAGUGUAUGUAUGUGUACA
This is a messenger RNA of Physella acuta, 3177 nucleotides long. RefSeq names its product baculoviral IAP repeat-containing protein 2. Gene Ontology annotation, cellular component: nucleus; cytoplasm. Gene Ontology annotation, biological process: regulation of cell cycle; negative regulation of apoptotic process; positive regulation of protein ubiquitination. The record is from RefSeq and is a predicted model, not a curated record. NCBI's taxonomy places the organism in Eukaryota, Metazoa, Mollusca, Gastropoda, Physidae. Gene Ontology annotation, molecular function: cysteine-type endopeptidase inhibitor activity involved in apoptotic process; ubiquitin protein ligase activity.